Paramisgurnus dabryanus is the source of this 3535-nucleotide messenger RNA. RefSeq names its product potassium voltage-gated channel, Shaw-related subfamily, member 1b (gene kcnc1b). Gene Ontology annotation, cellular component: postsynaptic membrane; presynaptic membrane; voltage-gated potassium channel complex. Lineage: Eukaryota; Metazoa; Chordata; Actinopteri; Cypriniformes; Cobitidae. Gene Ontology annotation, biological process: potassium ion transmembrane transport; protein homooligomerization; action potential. The record is from RefSeq and is a predicted model, not a curated record. Gene Ontology annotation, molecular function: delayed rectifier potassium channel activity; protein binding.
GCUCCCGGGCGCACGUGCUUUGAUUUUAGUUUUGCACCCUCGUUCCAGAUGCCAGAUCCGAAUGAAUACAGACCCAAAGCGGUUCACAUAAGACAAAUAAAACGCAUGCCACUUGCGCGCACGGCGCGCGCUUUCCACCGCGAGAACAUGUUGCGUGGAAACACGUUUUCUACGUGAAAUUCAGUGAAUGGACGACCCUCCCUUGUUGCUGAGACGCCCGCUUCAUCCAAGACAGAAAGAGCCGAGCUGUUGUCAUCACAACCGAUCGGCUUUAAUGGGACUUCUAAAGCAUCGCUGGUUUCAGGCUUUUAAAGGCGCCAUCGAUCGAUCGCUUCUGAAUGCAUAACCGUAAGAAGCUGUUUUCAUUGAAGGCCAACAGAAUUGCUUAAAGCAUGAUCGGAUGAUGUGCUGCUGUGUGUCUUCUCGAGGAAAACAGAGGAUGUUGUAACACAAUAGGGACACUGGAGUUAUGAAUGCUCAAUGGAUAACUGGCGCUGUCCGUUCAGCACCACCGUCAGUCUCACCUUGCGCCCAAUGACACCAUAAAAACCUCGGUGACCCUCUAACACCGGACACCGGAUUAUUUCAAGGAUCGUUUUGAGUCCACGUGUGGAUAACGGGCUUGGAUAUCCAUUGUCGAUCGGUUGGUGUAAAAGUGUGCCAUAUAGACACGCUUGGAGACAUAUGCAAGGGCACAUCUGGCACCAGCAGGUCGUUUUAUUUUCUAUAAUACAAGAAUAAAUUUGGAUUUUGCAUUAUAUUGUUGUCAUCAUAGACAUUUUAAUUGCACGUGUUCCAACGGCACGAUGAUGAUGAUAGGUUGGAGAUAUGACUAGAGAGGGACGCGAUGGGCCAAGGCGACGACAAAGAUCGCAUCGUGAUCAACGUCGGAGGAAUCAAACACCAGACCUACCGAAGCACCCUACGCACCCUGCCCGGCACCCGUCUCUCCUGGCUGGCGGAGCCCGACGCUCCGAACAACUUUGACUAUGACGCGAACAUCGGUGAGUUUUUCUUCGACCGUCACCCGGGUGUCUUCGCCCACAUCCUCAACUACUACCGCACGGGCAAACUGCACUGCCCGGCGGACGUGUGCGGACCCUUGUACGAGGAGGAAUUGGCGUUUUGGGGAAUCGAUGAGACGGACGUGGAGCCCUGUUGCUGGAUGACCUACCGGCAACAUCGGGAAGCCGAAGAGGCUUUGGACAGCUUCACCGGGGGUGCCCUCGACCUCAGCCACGAAGACCUGGAGCCAGAUGGAGUGGCUGAAGCGGCGGAGGGGGACGAGGGUGUGGAGAUGACCCGGAGACUGGCGCAAGGGGACUCGCCCGACAACAGAUCCGGACGCUGGAACCGAUGGCAAAAGAAGACUUGGGCGCUUUUUGAAGAUCCGUAUUCGUCAAAAUACGCACGGUGGAUAGCGUUCGCAUCACUGUUCUUCAUCUUGCUUUCCAUCACCACAUUCUGCUUGGAGACCCACGAAGCCUUUAACCCUGUCAUCAACCGUACCGAGUACAUCACUAAGGGCAACGAAACCGUGGAGCACAUCAUCCGUGAGACGGAGACAAUGGUGCAGCUAACCUACGUCGAGGGCGUAUGCGUGGUGUGGUUCACGUUUGAGUUUCUGAUUCGUGUGACGACCUGUCCGAACAAACUGAAGUUUGUGAGGAACACCCUCAACAUCAUCGACUUUGUGGCGAUUCUUCCAUUUUACCUGGAGGUGGGCCUGAGCGGCAUGUCCUCCAAAGCAGCGAAAGACGUUUUGGGUUUUCUCCGCGUGGUGCGAUUCGUGCGAAUUCUUCGUAUCUUCAAGCUGACGCGGCACUUCGUAGGAUUGAGGGUACUGGGCCACACGCUCCGCGCCAGCACGAACGAAUUCAUACUCCUUAUCAUUUUCCUUGCGCUUGGAGUCUUGAUCUUUGCCACUAUGAUCUAUUAUGCAGAACGCAUCGGAAAAAACCCCAACGAUCCUUACAUUAGUAACGGCACACACUUCAAAAACAUCCCUAUCGGAUUCUGGUGGGCUGUGGUAACUAUGACAACACUGGGCUACGGUGAUAUGUACCCCCAGACGACCUCCGGCAUGCUGGUGGGUGCGCUCUGCGCCCUGGCGGGUGUGCUGACUAUCGCCAUGCCCGUACCGGUUAUCGUAAACAACUUUGGCAUGUAUUACUCCCUAGCGAUGGCCAAACAAAAACUACCAAAGAAGAAAAAUAAGCAUAUACCACGAGCACCUCAACUGGGGUCUCCCAACUACUGCAAAUCAGUCAAUAACUCUCCGCGACCCAGUACUCACAGCGACACAUGUCCUCUGGCACAGGAAGAGGUUUCUGAGAUCCGAUACCAAGCAGUUGGAGAUUUUAAAGUGAACGGCGAGCCGUCCAAAGCUGCCCUGGCCAAUGAGGACUGCCCUCACAUCGACCAGGCGGUGUCACCCGAAGAAGUCUUCAGCCCCGUCGACCGCGAUAAACCCUGCUUCCUGCUCACCUCCGGAAAAGAACGAGCCAAUCACACGGGGGGAAGAGUCAGGAAGGGUUAUGAAAAGCCAUGGAGCCAUAGCAGCAUGUCUGGAGGCGUGGCCUCAGUGUCGGCAUUGCCCUGCAGCCCGCCCUGUCUCAUGCAGCAGGUCCACUCUCCCAUUCCAUCCAUCCUGUAGCAUGGACAACAAAACUAACCAAUCAGAAGCCCUCGCUCUGCAGCGCUGCACUGAGACGCCCACUCACACCGUGUACCAUCAGUCUUUCAUUAAACUCUAUCUUUCUUCUUCAUCACCUUCAACACCACCUUUCCCCUUCUGCACUUUCAUACUUUUCCUUUCUCCCUUCUUCAUACCUCCUCCUCCUCCUUUCCUCCCUGGGUGUUUCUAAGCUCAUUGGGUGCUAAUGGACACCAUUGAAAAAAUGGCUAUUUCAUAUGUAGCAUUAAGACAGAUAUGAUUUAGUUUACACUUACCAAUCACGAUUCUAGUAAUGCACACGUCACCGACUGAAGAAACUUCACUUGCAUGCCUUGCAUGGGAGCGAUCUGAGAAAAAUGUAAGUGUGAAAGAAAUUGUUUUUUUUCCUUAAGAGCUUUUUUGAAUAUAACUGAUGCAGAUCAUUUACGAAGAUACGCAACACAUGUAGCAACGUUUUUUUUUUUUGCCUUUCCCCAAAUUCUCACAUCGUCGGUAGCAAAUCGUCCAAAUUUUUGAAUCAAGAUGCAAUUAGCAUUGCACUAUGCACUUUUCUCAAGCAGAGCGUGCAAAUUUAAACGUAUUUCAUAAUAACAUCAGCUUUUGUUACUACAAUCUGCGCAUACUGUACUUGGAUACAUGUGUAUAUCUUAUUUUCAAACUUUGUCAUUGUAGCAAAUCACACACACCAACAAAAUGUACAAAAUAUAGAUGUAUCAUGUGCAUUUAAAUAUUGUACUUUUGGGAUGACUUGGGGAGAGGUAAAUGCAUGCACUUUUAUGCAAAAGUAAAGAAAACGAAACGUGCGAAUGACAAACUGUAAAUAUGAACCAUGCAUGAAUAAAUUUUUUAUUCAAUCUG